AUAGAAUUAGAUGAUUUACUCCGGCUCCUCCGGAGCGCCGACCGUGGCGAACAUUCCUUCGGCCAUCGUCGUCACCGAGGCCCCGAGGUCCGUCAGCACCUUCGUCGCGCCCCCUUCGCCACCGUCGUCGGCCGUCGCGUCGUCGCCGUCGUCGCUCUCCGAGUCCGACGAGUCCGGGUCGAGGAAGUCGCCGAAGAGCUCCAUCAGGUCGUCGUCGCCCGAGUCCUUGGCCCCCGCCUUGGCAUCGUACUCCUUCUCGCAGAGGAGCUUCUUGCAGCCCUCCACGAAGUUGUCCAAGAGGUACGUCGGCAGGGAUAGCUCGAUCUCGUCGAGGCCCGGCACCUUUCCCGCGAUCGCGUUAUACGCCUCCUUCGCCGACGGGAACGCCGCCGUGAGCGCGCAUCCCUCCAGGGCGCCCUCCACGACGCCGGUCAUCGUCUCCUUGAUGGCCGCGCCGCACGUCUCUUCGAAGAACUCGGCGAGCGCCGGCCCGUCGAGGCCCUUCUCGCAGAGCGCCACCGCGUCGUCCAGGUCGAUGGAGAGAAUCGGGUCCAGAAACGCCUUGAUGCAGCCGGGGUCCGUCGCCACCGCUAUGAUCGCAUCCAGGAAGGCCUGGGCCACCUCCUCGACCUUCUCCGUCAUCGCGCCCGCCAUGCUCCCGCCGACGAACGGCACGCCGCCGACCAGCUCGGCGGCCGCGUCGAACUGCUCCUGCCCCGGCACCGGAAUUUUCAGGUCGUCGCGGGCCCACGUGCCGACGUCCUGCGCCGCCGCCACCAUGGCGUUCGCCGCGGCCUCCAGGAUCUUCUUGAAGGCGCGCGUCGCCAUGUCCUGGAGCUCCUCCAUCGUGCGCUCGGCGGCGGCGACGACGUCCUUGGCGACGUCCUCGGCCGCGUCGACGACGUCCUCGACGGCGUCCUCGCAGGCCUCGGCGGCCUUUUUGGCCUGCUUCUUGGCUUUUUUCUUGGCCUUCUUCAUCUGUUUCAGGACGCCCUUCUUUUUCUUGUUCUUCUUACCUGUGCGCAAAUCAGCCAGUGAGUUGGGUGGCAUCGCGUCGAUGGCGUGGUGGUCAUGAUUCGCCGCACUGCUUCUUGCCCAUGGUGGUGCCGGUGGUAAGCUGUUGGGCAACCGCGGGCUCUGCUAUAUGAUGAGUCGGGCUAUGAGUCGGACUGGCAGUGGCUGCCCCUGGCGAGGGCAGCGCUAUAGAGACUAUCUGAUGAGAGAAAUAUGGCGGAGACGUCGAGUCUGGCGGCCGCCCG
Molecule: messenger RNA, 1259 nt
Organism: Pelagomonas calceolata
Lineage: Eukaryota; Pelagophyceae; Pelagomonadales; Pelagomonadaceae
Source: the annotation of a GenBank genome assembly